Molecule: messenger RNA, 747 nt
Organism: Oryza sativa Japonica Group (Japanese rice)
Lineage: Eukaryota; Viridiplantae; Streptophyta; Magnoliopsida; Poales; Poaceae
Source: RefSeq, a predicted model, not a curated record
CCUCCGUCACCAACGACCCAUGCAUAUCUAUCUGAUCUCCACGACGCGCCUAAGCAAUCCAUCUCCAUCUCCCUAUAUAUAAUGGAUCGAAAGCUCGACAUGCAUUACAUCUAUCUCAAAUCAUCUCUCUGCCUCAUCUCAAGAAGAACAAAGCUUACUAUACCCAAGAUCGAUAUAAAUUUCCCUCUGUAUAGAGCUUCUUUGAUUUCAUUUGCUAGCUAUGAGCUACCAGACUCCUCCUCCUGCUGCCACAGGGUACCCCUACCCGGCGCAAGAAGCAGGGCAGCAGCAGCAGCAGGCGUACCCUGCCUACGUGGCGCCGCCGCCGGCCGGCUACCCGACCAAGGACGGCCCGCAGGAGCAGUACCCCGCCGGCGCCGGCGCCGGCGAGACCACCAGCCGCGGCCACCACCACCACCACCACCACGGCGACGGAUUCUGGAAAGGAUGCUGCGCUGCACUCUGCUGCUGCUGCCUCCUCGACAUGUGCUUCUGAUGAGCAAGCAUGGUGGUUCAUCGAUCAUGCAUGCAUGGUGAUCAUGCCAUAUGAUGUGCUGUGUGUAUUGUGUAUAUCACUAGUUCAUAUAUACUACUCCAGUAUUUAUUGUGUACUUAAAUUAUGUGUUGAGUGGAUGUGUUGAGCACCAUCUUUUUGUCUGAUGGUGUUUGUUUACUUGAUCAUAUCUUGUUCAUUCUGUAUAUUUGGGGUCAUUUGUGAUAUUCAAUUUGGUGGAUUAUUUGGUACCA